GUGUAUCCCGGUCCUAGCUGCGUACGCGUCACUGACUUCCCCUUUUCCAUCCAAUUCUUUUCAAAUAAUUCACGAGAGAAAAAAACCUGUGUGUAGUAGUGACAUGUGGUCGAAUAGGAACGAAACUAAUUCCACCGUCCACUUAAUAAUAUUAGGACCUGAACCAGCCAAGACUAGAAUGAUUACCCGAUUUUUUCUCGUUUGCUUGCCUACCACAUAGCUCCGUUAGGCGAUAAUUAUGACGCUCGUCGGUAGCCCACGAGGCUUGCGAUCUUUCGUUCUUCCAAUUGGGCUGAUCGCUAUUAGUCUCGUGGCUUUGGCAUUAUACCGCGGUAUAGGGGGCGACGAUGGCUUUCUACGAAACCUCUCCAUGAUCAAUAAUGAGAAAACAAACCAAGCUAGCGCCCACGAGAUUCACCGUCCGACAAACACCCAUGCGCCUCCGAAGUACAAGGAAACGCCAACCUUUGCGGCCCCUUCUGCGACCGAUCCAUUCCCUCUUCUCACGAAGUCGACAGCAACACCUCCGCCCAUUCCAGAAUAUAAUGUCCCCCGUCCUGGUUUACAUCGAGAGUACGGCCUUUCUUAUACCCCGCCACUCUUCAUUGGAUUCACCCGACAAUGGCCAAUGCUUCUGCAGUGCGUGGUCGGGUAUUUGACCGCGGGCUGGCCACCUGAAUCUAUAUUUGUAGUUGAAAAUACGGGCGUACAAAAUGCGAAUGCGCAGGGAAAACUUAGUCUGCAGAAUCCCUUUUAUCUCGAUCACGCAACGUUACGCAAGCUCAGGGUCAACAUUAUACAGACGCCUGUCUUGCUUACAUUCUCGCAAAUGCAGAACUUCUUUCUGAAUACCGCUCUCUCCCGUUCCUGGCCAUAUUACUUUUAUUCGCAUCAGGAUGUGUUAGUAUUUUCGUUCGAGGAUGGGCCCGACACGUUGGAGCGUGAUGGAGAUAGGAACUGGUUCUUUUAUGAUGAGAAAGAAGAAGCGGAUAUUAUGCGCCCAGCAGCGGCUGGCCAGGAUGGAUAUAAGACCAUUUACGAGAACUGCUUGCGCGAGCUAAACCAAACUUUGGAAAGAGAGGAACGGUGGGCCUUCCGCUGGUUCCAGUAUGAUCAUCUCACGUUGGUAAACAGAGCAGCGCUGGACGCUGUAGGCGGAUGGGACUCGCUGAUGCCGUACUACGGCAGCGAUUGCGACAUGAACGCGAGGUUGGAAAUGGAUGGAUGGACCAUGAGGCAUCGUCGUGUGGGUAUAAUUAACGACGUAUCAACGGUAUUGGAGGAUCUGGCCGCGUUGUACCGUGAUCCGAACGUGAUCCCCAAAUUUAUCGAUCCGAAUCCGGCUUUUGCGCCAAAGGAGCAAUCCAAGGAGGCGCAGAAGGAGCCAUCGAAAGGGGAACAAAAUGGGACGGAUAAGGAACAGAGCAAGGACGGAAAAGGGGCGAAGGUGGAUCAGAAAAGGGAUGAGGGGGUUAAUGGUACCGAGAAUAUGAGCGUUGCCAGGUCGAUUGAGUAUUUCCGGGAGCUGAUUAAUGUUGGUAACGACAUGGGCGCAUAUAAGUAUCGCGACAAGAAGAAUUCUCGCAACUCGUGGCAGAACAGCCAGCACGGCGGAGUGGGUGAGCCCUAUUAUUAUAACCCAGAGGGAUUCGCGGCGUCGUUCUGGAUCUUGGCUGAGGCUGGCCGUGAGGUCUUCCGUCAGAAGUGGGGACACCGCGAGUGCAAUCUGGUCGAGGAAACGGCAUUGAAGCUAGAGGAUCAGUGGCUUGUCGAGAAGGACUGGGAAUAAGCGCUGUAGAAUAUACAUCUACGGGAUGUUGAUUCUAGAGGCGUUCUGCUCUAUAGAAGGGCUAUUUGGAUACUGUAUACUGGAAUGAUAUCUCCCAAGGGAUCAUUGGGCAAUAGUCAGUAAUUAUUUAUGGAUAAAGACGUUAUACUUGCACUAUAACCAACGUCUGUACAGAUUAGGUAUCUACUUAUUUAUUUCUAUGAUGCCUCUUCUUUACCAAGAAGUGUUGAUAUCUCUCGUCGCAGGUAGGUUUGCCCUAGAGGAAGGAUUCUAUAUUUUAACCAUAGUUGAAAGGAAAGCAAUGAAGAUUUAGCACCCAGUACGCCCAUAAACCUCAUUGAUGCAUGUCAGACAUGCCCGCACAAGCUCCGCAUAGCUAUAUUUUCAUGUGCCUAGUAGAAUGUGACAUCUUAGAAGCCAGGCUUGACUAUCUACUAGAGAUACGAAUCAACUUUUACUACCUUUCCCCCUUUUCAUAUCUUAGUCCCUAACUC
Molecule: messenger RNA, 2283 nt
Organism: Daldinia loculata
Lineage: Eukaryota; Fungi; Ascomycota; Sordariomycetes; Xylariales; Hypoxylaceae
Exons: 1
Coding region: 239-1789 (516 amino acids)
Source: RefSeq, a predicted model, not a curated record